Salvia splendens (bonfire salvia) is the source of this 632-nucleotide messenger RNA. RefSeq lists its product as uncharacterized. The transcript is spliced from 4 exons. The record is from RefSeq and is a predicted model, not a curated record. NCBI's taxonomy places the organism in Eukaryota, Viridiplantae, Streptophyta, Magnoliopsida, Lamiales, Lamiaceae. Gene Ontology annotation, biological process: mitochondrial respiratory chain complex I assembly. Gene Ontology annotation, cellular component: mitochondrial inner membrane. Bases 1 to 396 code for a protein of 131 amino acids.
AUGAAUUUUCAAGAAAAACAGCAACCACCGGCGGCCAGCAGAAGAGAUGGCGGCGGUGGCCCUACCGGCGCUAAUGCGAGCGCUUCGGAAAGAGGCGCCGCCACGGCUUUGCCGUCGCUUAGAAGAGCUUUCUCUCUCUACGAUCAGAUUAAUAUUAUCACUCAAGUCCCCGAAGACCAGCUCCGUUUCCAAGAGUUUGAUGACACAGGGUUCAAAGUAAAUGGAGUUAGGUAUGAAGGUAGCAUACUUUGUGUAGGAAAUUUAUUGAUGUCUUGGACACCCAAGAAGUUCUCAGAUAUCACUGCUGAAAGCUUGUCUAUUUUUAAGACCUUGCCAGGUAAGAAGUCUAGUUAUAUUCUUCUAAAUUGUAAGCAACCAACCUCUUACUUGGAUUGAUUGAGAGAGGAAAUCUUCUUUCAUACAUAUGAAAUUAAGAUGGCAGUAUACUAGACAGUUAUAAUCAUUCAGAACUUUAUACACAAUGUGAACAGAAGCAGUACAUCCACAGUAGAUAGUAACUCAAACUAGACCUUCUAUAUUAUUGAACCUAGAGGAAAAACCUUAUGCUGACAUGAUCCUCUUGUUUGGUAUAUAAGGUGUUUGAUUUGAGGUAAAGUGCUUAUGUUUUUAAU